Molecule: messenger RNA, 1086 nt
Organism: Eurypyga helias (sunbittern)
Lineage: Eukaryota; Metazoa; Chordata; Aves; Eurypygiformes; Eurypygidae
Gene: DDAH1
Product: dimethylarginine dimethylaminohydrolase 1
Exons: 6
Coding region: 1-630 (209 amino acids)
Biological process (GO): positive regulation of nitric oxide biosynthetic process; arginine metabolic process
Molecular function (GO): amino acid binding; dimethylargininase activity
Source: RefSeq, a predicted model, not a curated record
AUGGUAAUCUGCCUACAGUUGUUGAUGGUUUUAGAUGAAAUAUUGGCUGAGUUUUAUGGCUUAAAAAUGCAAAAGGUUGAAGACAUGAAGAGAGUAUUAGAAAGUCUCAACCUCAAUAUAGUAGAGAUGGUCGAUGAAAACGCAACCUUGGAUGGUGGAGACGUCUUAUUCACAGGCAGAGAAUUUUUUGUGGGUCUUUCCAGGCGGACAAAUCAACGUGGUGCAGAAAUUCUGGCUGACACAUUUAAGGAUUAUGCUGUCUCCACAGUCCCUGUUCAUGAUUCUUUGCACCUGAAGAGCUUUUGCAGCAUGGCUGGACCAAACUUGAUUGCUAUUGGAUCAAGUGAAGCUGCUCAGAAAGCCCUCAAGACCAUGCAACAGAUGAGCGACCACCGCUACGACAAGCUGACGGUGCCUGACGAUGCCGCAGCAAACUGCAUCUACUUAAACAUUCCCAGCAAAGGCCACGUCCUGCUGCACCGAGCCCCCGAGGAGUACCCGGAGAGCGCGAAGGUUUUUGAAAAGCUGAAGGACCACAUGCUGAUCCCAAUAGCCAACACAGAACUGGAGAAAGUAGAUGGGGCACUCACCUGUUGCUCUGUGCUGAUUAACAAAACUUCAGAGUUAUGAGUUUACAGAGUCCCUCCCUUGUACCUGGCAAUAAUGUUACACACAAGGUAGACGAAUCUGUAUCCACACUUUUAUUAUUUUUAUUGACAAUCUACUGUACCACUGUGCUACUAACCCUUGUUUACAAAUUUUUUUGUGUGUUUUUAUUAUGUCCUUGCAGAUGGUAUUUAAGGUGGAUGUACAGUUUGUUGGGGGACACAUGACUAGAGUAUGUUAGUCCCAUGGGCUAGCAGAAGACAAUUAUAAUUGCUAACCCCUAGCUUUAGUGAUUUAACUUAUCUGUGUGAAAACUUUAUGAAAACCAACUAAUUCUCAGCAUUUCAAGCACCUCUGUUGUCUUUACACUGUUCCCUUCUGUCUUUUUUUCUCUUGCUUCCUUGUUCUGCAUCUUUUUUUUUUUUCUUCCUUGGUUCUCUUUCAGUGAUGCAAGGUGUCGGGGGGGCAGAAGAAAACUCA